AAUUUAAAGUAGCACAAUUUAGCGUUUCACAAUUUAAUGUAGCACAAUUUCUCUAUUCACAAUUUUAAUGCAUCACAAUUUGAUGUUGUAUAAUUUAGCUCUUCACAGUUUAUUGUUUUAAAAUUUACGACUUUCACCAUUUAGGGUAUCACAAUUGCAGAAUAUAGUACAACGUGACGACAAUGUAUCAGUAUCACAAUUCAAUAUUUCACAAUCGAAUUUUGCAUAAUAAAAUCGAUUCUUCAAUAAUGGGGGACUACACGCCAUACGCGUGUACCACGAACACGCAAAGCGCAAACCACCCCUUUAGCCAAGACCUACCACUUUGUUAUUGGUUAUUAUUACAUAUUACUGAUUAUUACAGUGUCAAAAAUAUGCGUGAUUAUUGGCUUUCUGGAAAGUAAUGCUGGACUAUCGUAAUUCUCGUUGAAAAUGCGUGUAGUUACAGUUGAACCAGUAGCGUUUGCCUACGUUUUUGCUUUAGCUAUGGUAUCACCUUUAUUGCAACAAUACAUUUACGAGGAACUCGGGAGGUCAUAUAAUUUCACCAAAGGGGAAGAAGAAUUGUGCAACAAUGACACUGAUGUUGAUGAAAGUAUUACAAGGUUGGAAAAUCAUGUUCAAACUCAAGCAACCCGUUGGUUUGUCGGGCUAAGUCUAUCAUCUAGCCUACCAUCUGUGUUUGCAACCUUCAUGUAUGGUUCAAUGUCUGAUUCGACAGGAAGAAAGCCCGUUAUGCUAGUUGCUACAUGUGGUUCAUUUCUUCGCCUCCUAAUUGUUUCAUUAACAGUGUCAUUUGGUUGGCCAUUUUAUGUUGUUUUCCUGGGUUCGUUUGUGGAGGGCCUCACAGGAUCAUUUGGAACAAUCACCGGUUCAUGUUUAGCCUACAUUGUUGAUAUUACGGAUGAUAGUGCCCGAACUCUUAGGCUUGGUAUUCUUGAACUAUCCCUUGUUUUUGCAGCUACAACAAGUUUUUUAUUCAAUGGAAUCUGGCUAAAACAUUCAGGUUAUAUGCCACCAUUAUGGGCAAGCACAAGUUUAUUGUUCAUCAUCUGUAUUUAUGUUUUGUACCUGCCAGAAUCAUUGAUGGAAAAGCAAUCCUUUAACAAGUUUUCCUGCUUGGCUAAUGCAAAACGGAUAAAGAAUUUUAUCACGGCAAAGAGAGGUCCAUAUGUAAAUUUCUGUCUGGCAUUAUUGGUAGUGUCAUUUUUGUUUUCAGUAUUUGACUAUUUUGGUAAUGUCACAGUGCUUUUCACAAAACGUCAUCCUCUAUGUUGGGGAUCAGAAAUGAUUGGUUACUACCUUGCUACCAAAACGGCGUCAGCUGGUAUUGGCAUAGUAUUUGCUUUCAAAGUGUUGACAAGAUGUUUUGUUGAGUCCUUAAUCGUCAUUAUUGGUUGUUUAUCUUACAUCCUAAGCAAUGUUAUUGUGGGUUUUGCAAAAACUACAGCAACAAUGUUUAUAUCAUGUAUACCAGCAUUUUUAGCUGUAGCUGGGCCACCAUGCAUCAGAAGCAUUGCAUCAAAAAUGGUUGAAAAACAAGACGAGGGUGCUCUUUGUAGUGUUAUUGCUGUUACAGAGACAAUUGCCCAGUUAUUGGGCUCAGUCACAUUAAGCAUGUUGUAUCCUGUGGGUUUAAAUAGAUUCCAUCUACCCGGAUUUGUAUUCUUUGUCCAAGCAGGAUUGUUGUUGAUUCCAAUUAUUUUGUUCUCAAUCAUAUAUUAUUUAACCCAGAAAAAUCAAAAUAUCUUGUAUUCCAAGAUGUCUGAAAUCAGCUCAGACACAGAUGACACCAAAGUACCAGGUGUACAGGUUUCAACAUAGAUAAAUAUGGUAUUAGAUAUUAUUAUACAAAUACUAACAGCGCCCCAUUUAAGGUUGCAAGAAGUACAUAGAGACCAAAAGAUGCAGUGGUUAUGACUCCAAGAGUCGAAGCUUCAGUAUAUAUGACAUGGCUCAAUGUGGUGACUGUGGGAUUAUUUAUUAUACAUGUUUAUAAAUUACAUUGCAUCUUCUUUAUGUAAGGCUACCGUAUUCAAAGAGUAAACGUCUUAAGUUGAGCAGUUUAUUCGUGCAUUCGUUAUUCAUAUUCAAAUAUCUCUAUUAUAAUAAAGGCGUAAACCCCAAAUUAUGGUAUUCUAAAUUCAAUUGCAAACAUCAACUUACUUGUUCGUAGUUGAUCCAAGUAUGGAUUCAAUGGGA
Molecule: messenger RNA, 2202 nt
Organism: Dendronephthya gigantea
Lineage: Eukaryota; Metazoa; Cnidaria; Anthozoa; Malacalcyonacea; Nephtheidae
Product: proton-coupled folate transporter-like
Exons: 4
Coding region: 433-1824 (463 amino acids)
Biological process (GO): transmembrane transport
Cellular component (GO): membrane
Molecular function (GO): transmembrane transporter activity
Source: RefSeq, a predicted model, not a curated record